AUGGCUCUUCCGAAGCGUAUCAUUAAAGAGACAGAAAGGCUUAUGGCCGAGCCUGUUCCAGGUAUCAGUGCCAUCCCCCACGAGGACAACCUCCGAUACUUCGACGUUCAAAUCCACGGCCCUGCUCAGUCUCCUUACGAAGGCGGCGUCUUCAACCUCGAGCUCUUCCUGCCCGACGACUACCCCAUGACGCCUCCCAAGAUCCGAUUCCUUACCAAGAUCUUCCACCCUAACGUUGAUAAGCUUGGUCGCAUUUGUCUCGACGUUCUUAAGAACAACUGGUCUCCCGCUCUUCAGAUCCGAACUAUCCUUCUCUCGAUCCAAGCUCUCCUCGGUGCCCCUAACCCCGACGAUCCCCUCGCUGCCGAUGUUGCCAAGAGUUGGAAGGAGGACGAACAGGCGGCUAUCGCUACCGCCAAGGAGUGGACUGCCCAGUACGCGAAGCCUUGA
Fusarium pseudograminearum CS3096 is the source of this 450-nucleotide messenger RNA. RefSeq lists its product as uncharacterized. Bases 1 to 450 code for a protein of 149 amino acids. The transcript is spliced from 4 exons. Lineage: Eukaryota; Fungi; Ascomycota; Sordariomycetes; Hypocreales; Nectriaceae. The record is from RefSeq and is a predicted model, not a curated record.